AUGGAGGAUGACUACAGAGUGUUAUACUUGGAGUUAAAGAUUGUUGAAAUAGAGAAAGAAUCACAAACUGGACUCUGGACUCUGCUUACCUUAACUGUCUUCUCUACUUCCUCUGAAACCACAUCUGACAAACCCAAUCUGGCUGAGAUUGAGAAAUUCAAUAAGCCAAAAUUGAAGGCAGAGAUGGAAGAGACAAAUCCACUGUUCUGCAAAGAAACAGUUGAACUGGAAAAGCGAACACAGGAAUCCUAG
Nyctereutes procyonoides (raccoon dog) is the source of this 252-nucleotide messenger RNA. RefSeq names its product thymosin beta-4-like. Gene Ontology annotation, cellular component: cytoplasm. The transcript is spliced from 2 exons. Gene Ontology annotation, biological process: actin filament organization; regulation of cell migration. NCBI's taxonomy places the organism in Eukaryota, Metazoa, Chordata, Mammalia, Carnivora, Canidae. The coding region runs from base 1 to 252 and encodes 83 amino acids. The record is from RefSeq and is a predicted model, not a curated record. Gene Ontology annotation, molecular function: actin monomer binding.